ACAUUGAAAUUGUGGUUGCUUCGAUGUUCUUACAUUUAUAUGUGGCUCAUUCACCAUUCGGUUUUAGCUGGUUUAAGCAACAGUUCAAACAGCAACAGACGUUUCAGGCGACGCACUAAAACAUGUACGCAAAAUACUGAAGCACUGGUUGCAUAGGUUAUGAGGUUGCAGAACCGACGACCAAAACACCGACAACGACGAUGAUGAUGGUGAAAAGAAAAUUCAGAAACUAAGCAGCUGUCAUGCAGCUGUUCAUUGCUCGAACCAAUCAAAUCACACGCACAAAGAAAUAUUGAAUACACAGGCUGCACAAAAGAACCAUGCAGAUCAAUCGCAAACGGGGCGAACGAAGAUGCAAGACAAACGAAAGAUAGAGACGAAACAUGAAAUAAGUAGAACGCACUCAAAAGUUGAAAUGGUUUUGUUGGCCGUACAACACAUAAACAAUAAAUCCCUUGUUUUCAAUCGUUUCGUCGUUUCCUUCUCGAUUCCGUGCAAGUGUGUGAGUGUGUGAGCGCUUCAUUCGAUCACAAGUGCUUUGCUUUUGCUUUGACAUUUUGGUUUCGUUCAAUUCUUCGUCUUUUUCAUUAUUUCAUUCGUUCUUCCAAUCCAUUCUGCAUUAAAAGAUUUAUCGUGAAUUUCAACAACAGCCAAAAAUGAGUUCGGUUUGUCAAAAUAUGAAAUCACCAUUUAUUUUGAACAAUUUUUGUUUUACGCUAGCAUGUGAACUAAUCGAAUUGAGUUGUAAUGCAGAAACAAAAACGAACGAACGAACGAACGACGAAUGAGUCAGUUCAAAUAGAACUUAAAUUCACACGUUUUCAAUUCGCAUGAAAGACAUCGUUCGAUGCAAAAUGCGUGCUUAUCGCCCAACAAACACUUGUGUGUGUGUCACACACAGUUUCGAUAUUCGUAGUUGUUGUUUGUGCGGCGGCAAUAGAGAAAAAAACAUCGGUUUGCCAAAGUUUAAAAAACUAGUGCAUAAAAUAAACACAAUCACUUUAGUGUAUGUAUACAACUACAGUUUUAUUGGAGCGAUAAAAUAAAUAAAUAGUAUUGGAAUUUAGGUUUUACGUAUUAUUGAGUUCCAUUUAAUCUCCGUUUAGUGGGAAAAACAUUGAAAUACAUUUUUGAAACGGAAUGAUUUAUUCAAGCAACAGAUGCGCCAUCAAAGAGCGAUACACAAUAGCAAUUGGUGUGUUUGUACACAAACAUUUCUAAAUAAUUCAUAUCGCGAGUUUAGCUUGUAUUGACCGCACAGACAACUACUGGUGUCGGUGAGAGAUUCUCGCAGUUUCUGCAUAAGAGUGAAUGAGACAGAAGAGAUGAUUAUUGACAGUGAACCGGUACACGGAUAAACACCUCUCAUUUUUUGCAGACACCGAAAAUUUAUUUGUACAUCACUUCCAAAUCAGCCGUUAGAACGUUCAUACGUAACAUUGCUCGAAUUUACUUAAAAAGAGUGUACAGCGAAAAAAAUAAUCGCAAAUUGAUCAUCAUCCGACGCUUUUGUUUGUGCAUUUGAAGUUUAGCUGCUCAAUUUUCGGCGAUUUAAUCAUAAAACAUCGUGCAUCAUGGCAAAGAAGAUGAUUGACGAGAAUGCAAACGAGGAUGUCGAACGGGAAUCAAGAAUGGAAAAGGAUCUAAAAAUGGAAAAGGAGCCAAAAAUCAAGAAGGAAUCGAAGGUGAAGAAAGAAUCAAAAUCAAAAUCAAAGAAGGAACAGAAAACCGCGAUGGAAAAAAAGUCGACAAAAGAAUCAAAGACCGUGGAGAAUGAAAUGACGCCGCCAUUGAAGACAAAGAAACGUAGCACGACAAAAUCAACGGCAAAAAAAGCAACAGCCACGGUCAAACUCUGGUUCGAACCAGAAUGUAUUUUGGGUGCAACCGAUUGUUGGAACGGCGAAAUGGCGUUUCGGUUCAAAGCCAAAGACAGCGACAGCUUCGAAUUUGUUCCAGCCAAAGUAGCGAAGAUUGCUUGCCCACAGUUGGUUAUCAAUUUUUACCAAGAUCGUCUCGUUUUUUCCGAUGAUGUGUAAGGCUAGGGUAAAAAUGCGAUUAACAACAAUUGCCAUUGAAUGGAACAAAUAGCUCCUGUUGAUUAGGUCCACUUUUUUUUACUCUAUUUAUCGUUAUUGUUAAUGUCAAUUCUCUCAGAAAAUAUGUUUUGUGAAUCAAUUAAGAAUCAUUACAUGGAAUAUCAUACUUCCGAAUUAUCUAAAUCUUUAUGUCAGUUGAAAAUAUGUGACGAGAACAGUACCCGUAAUGAAGUUGAAAUAAAAAAAGAAGAUGAAAAACUGUCGAAAAAGAAA
Molecule: messenger RNA, 2312 nt
Organism: Sitodiplosis mosellana (orange wheat blossom midge)
Lineage: Eukaryota; Metazoa; Arthropoda; Insecta; Diptera; Cecidomyiidae
Product: chromobox protein homolog 1-like
Exons: 3
Coding region: 1575-2039 (154 amino acids)
Cellular component (GO): nucleus
Source: RefSeq, a predicted model, not a curated record